Molecule: messenger RNA, 1074 nt
Organism: Fusarium pseudograminearum CS3096
Lineage: Eukaryota; Fungi; Ascomycota; Sordariomycetes; Hypocreales; Nectriaceae
Exons: 2
Coding region: 1-1074 (357 amino acids)
Biological process (GO): positive regulation of TOR signaling; cellular response to starvation; regulation of autophagy
Cellular component (GO): nucleus; fungal-type vacuole membrane; Gtr1-Gtr2 GTPase complex
Molecular function (GO): GTPase activity; GTP binding
Source: RefSeq, a predicted model, not a curated record
AUGGCCUCCUACAUCGACACUUCCCUCGCAGAGGCCCAGCCCGCACCCGAACUUCUAGGGGAGGUUAAGAAGCCCAAGAAGAAAAAGGUGCUGCUCAUGGGAAAGUCAGGUUCCGGAAAGAGUAGUAUGAGAAGUAUCAUCUUUAGCAAUUACAUUGCACGCGACACACGAAGACUAGGCGCAACUAUCGACAUCGAUCUCUCCCACGUCAAAUUCCUCGGCAACCUAACCCUCAACCUCUGGGAUUGCGGUGGCCAAGAGGCCUUUAUGGAAAACUACCUCUCCCAGCAGCGCGUCCACGUCUUCUCCAACGUCGGCGUCCUGAUCUACGUCUUCGACAUUGAAUCCCGCGACGUCGACCGUGACCUGGCAACCUACGUGUCCAUCCUGUCGGCGCUGCUGCAGUACUCGCCCGCUGCCAAGAUCUAUAUCCUGAUCCACAAGAUGGAUCUCGUGGUGCCCACCGCCCGCGAAUCCGUGUACGACGAGCGCAUCCGCGUCGUGAGGCAAAAGACGUUUGAGUACGGAAACUCGGUGGGUAUCGCUGCGAGUUCGAUCGAGCUUACGCCGUUUGCCACGUCGAUUUGGGAUCAAAGCUUGUAUAAAGCGUGGGCGUCGAUUAUCCACGAUCUGGUACCCAAUUUGUCCGUCAUCGAACGAAAUCUCGCAAACUUGGGCCUCGCCAUCGAAGCAGAGGAACUAUUGCUAUUCGAGCGCACGUCCUUCCUCGCCGUGUCAUCGUGGACAUCAUCCGAAGGCCAGCGCAACCCUACCGAGGAUCGGUUAGAGCGCAUGUCCAAUAUUAUGAAGCACUUCAAGCAGAGCAUUUCGCGAUUCACAGGCACACCGCGCAAUGCCGAGCAAUUCAUUCGCAUGGAGCACAAGGCUGGGCCUAGGUUCAGUUUGUUUAUUCUCAAGUUCACGACAAACACAUAUCUCAUGGUUGUGCUUCCACCGGGAGAGGCUCGAUUUAACGCUGCUAUGCUGAAUUGUCAGAUUGCGAUUGAGCAUUUCAGGUUCUUGGAUGGGCCCGUGAUCCAACCUGCCAACGCGACAACUCCAACUGCUGCCUAA